CACACUACUGCUAUAAGCUGCUGGCUUGUUUUAAGUAACCCAAACACUCUCCCUCCUCAACCCUUCAUCAGCUCUUCUCUUUCUCCUUCUGCAGCUUUUGAGCUGAUCAUCUUCUCCACAGCCAAAGAGAAGACAAUACCAGAGGCAGAGAAGGACUGUAUCGUCAUUUCACCCAGAUUCAGAGACAGAUCAAAGAGGAUGGAAGAAGCACCGAGCAAUGAAGAUCACGAGGACAUCCCUGUCCCCAUAAACACCUCUUACGGUGGACCUCACGCCCACUUGAUCCACACCCACCACCACCGUCACAAUUAUGACCCUCUUAGUCUUAAUCCACCCGCCGCCACAUUCCCGCCGCCGCCGCCACCAGCCGCCGCACUAACCACACUCGUCGACGACCAGAAGACGAGAAGCAGCAGCAACGUGAGGUACAGAGAGUGCCUCAAGAACCACGCAGCCUCCAUCGGCGGGACGGCCACCGACGGCUGCGGCGAGUUCAUGCCUAGCGGCGAACAAGGCACCAUCGAAGCCCUCACUUGCUCCGCCUGCACCUGCCACCGCAACUUCCACCGCAAACAACAACAACAACUCCACUCCUCCUCCUCCCCACUCCUCCUCCUCCCCUUCCACCACCGCCGCCACAUGAUCACGUCGUUCAACAUGCCAGGAGGAGGAUCGUUGUCCGAUUCCGACGACCACGAUCGACUGCAAGAAGUCGAUGACGACGACGGUGGUGCUAGUGGUGUUGGGCUAUGUCACGCAACAACACAGAUGGUGGCGGUUACCAUGGCUGCUGGUUCUGCCGCAGCAGCCACCAGCCAUCGCCAGCAUUACUACAACAACAACGGAAACGGCGGCGGCGGCGGGGUGGGGACGGGGAAGAAGAGGUACAGGACGAGGUUCAGCGUGGAGCAGAAGGAGAAGAUGCUGGAGUUCGCGGAGGGCGUCGGGUGGAAGAUCCAGAACCAGGAGGACGACGGCGUGGUGCAGCGGUUCUGCAACGAGAUCGGCGUCAAGCGGCGGGUUCUCAAGGUGUGGAUGCACAACAACAAGCACCACCACAACCAUGCUAAUUCCUCCAACCAGCACGGCGGCGCCGCUGCUUUUGCCGUUGACGGCGCCGUUACGGCUGCUCCUGCUGCUACUUUUACCACGUCUGUUGCUCAUCCUUCUGCCACGACCACUUGAUUAUUAUUAUUAGCUGGUAUUAUCACUGAGUUAACAUUACAAACCUGAAUGAGUAGGUAAUUAUUAUUCUAAUGAUGGUGAUUAUAGUUAUGGUCACCUUUAUGCAUGUGGAUUUUGAGUAAUAAAUAAUAAUCACUACUUAUUGUUACUGUU
Molecule: messenger RNA, 1338 nt
Organism: Linum tenue
Lineage: Eukaryota; Viridiplantae; Streptophyta; Magnoliopsida; Malpighiales; Linaceae
Source: the annotation of a GenBank genome assembly